Oryctolagus cuniculus (rabbit) is the source of this 369-nucleotide messenger RNA. NCBI's taxonomy places the organism in Eukaryota, Metazoa, Chordata, Mammalia, Lagomorpha, Leporidae. The record is from RefSeq and is a predicted model, not a curated record.
AUGGAGCCAGAGCCUGACCUCAGGUACUCUACUGUGCCUCAGCACCCCAAGCUAGAGCUUGACCUCAGGUACUCCACUGUGCCUCAGCACCCCAAGUUAGAGCUUGACCUCAGGUACUCCACUGUGCCUCAGCACCCCAAGCUAGAGCUUGACCUCAGGUACUCCACUGUGCCUCAGCACCCCAAGCUAGAGCUUGACCUCAGGUACUCCACUGUGCCUCAGCACCCCAAGCUAGAGCUUGACCUCAGGUACUCCACUGUGCCUCAGCACCCCAAGCUAGAGCUUGACCUCAGGUACUCCACUGUGCCUCAGCACCCCAAGCUAGAGCUUAAUUCAGGUACUCCACUGUGCCUCAGCACCCCAAGCUAG